Lymnaea stagnalis (great pond snail) is the source of this 12599-nucleotide messenger RNA. Lineage: Eukaryota; Metazoa; Mollusca; Gastropoda; Lymnaeidae. The record is from the annotation of a GenBank genome assembly.
UUAAUAAUCAUAUUUAACAUAUAAAAAUUUUUAAGUAGCCUUUUUUGCGUAUAGUAGCUCUAAAAAUCUGGCCAAUAUGCCCUUAUUCAUUUGUUGAUGAUUGGGAGCUAAAAUAUUUAGUAAGUUCACUUAUUUAAUUAAUCUAAAACAAGUAAUUUUAUGUAAGCAAAUACCUUUGACAUUAAUUUACAUACUAUCAAUACAUAUAACUGAACAACUACGAAAAUAUAUAAACAGGUAUAUUGAAGUCUACACAUUCUUCUAGACUACUUAACUUGGCCUGAACUUUUACAACAAAGUCGUAGUCUUAGUCUUAGUCACUUCACUUGGCAUACUGGCUACUCACUGAAGUUUUUAAUGAAUCCGACACAUAUUCUGAUUGAGUCAAUAUGUAUGUAGUAGUCUAGUAAGCUAUAUCAAUGUUGAUUAAAGUUAUUUGCUUUCUUCAAGGCCGGAAUAACCAAUUUGUACGUCUAUUUCCUAUAUGCUUGGCAAAGCACUUAUUUACUUAUUUAUUAUUUAUAUUAAUAUUAAGAGUAAUUAAUCAUCAUUUAAAUUAUGUCAUUUUUAUGUGUUAUUUAUAAUUUCUAAGACAAAUCUGAAUUUUGAAUCAACAUCCAAACAAAAAAUAUGUAGUAAGGUAAAGUGCAUUGUCUCCAUUUCGAUCAUCUUGCUUGUUACUACCGUUAUGUGUUGAAAAAUUUACACAAGAUACCUAGAGCACUCAGGACAGUCUCAGUGAUUGAAUUUUUUUUCAUUAACAUUAACACAAAUACUGGCUUAUUGUGAUUUUCUAAAACACACAACAUAGUGUCAGACUGGUUAGGGAAGCAAAAUGUCUGCAAUCUCACCCUGUACUACUGUACUGUUCUGAUGUGAUUUGGUGCCUGCACUGCAUGGCAUGUGCUGUUUGCAGGGGAAAACAUGAUUAUGUCCCACAGAACCCUUGAACAUUUUGCAUUUAACAAAAUUAGGAUAUGGGCUAUUUCAAUUUUUUGUUGUUGAAGAAAUCAAUCCAUUGGGGGGACUGAGUUAGUGCAUUUAGUCUAGAGACAGCACUGUUUCAAGGUUCACUACUCACAAGCUUCACUGUAAUAGUAAUAGCAUUGAUUUUGCUUGGGUCCAAUGGUUUGUGCUAUUCACAGUCACAGGUUUCAUUGUAACCACAUUAAUUAAAAUAAUUACAUAUUAAUAAUUAAAAUCAUUACAUUUGUUUAUUAGUAAAUUAAAGUGCUAUUUACAUAAUUAACUUUAACAAGAUUUAGUUGCAAUAAAAAUUUGAUAUCCAUUAAUUACAAUUGUUUAGAAAAAGACUCCAAUUCUCCCUGAACUACAUACACAAAUUUCAAUACAAGAAUAUUUUGAUCUGUUACACAGAGCACGUAGCCCUUUAAAAGAACUCUAUAAUGGAUGAUAUCUUUACUCAAGUGAGGGAAGGAAAUGCAUUUAAUGUACGAGUCUGGCUUGAUAAUACAGAGAAUGAUCUGAAUAAGGGGUAAGUUUUUAGUAUUAAAAGUGUGCAUUGUCAUUAAAUAUAAUUAAAGCUUUGUCCUGGGAAAUUCACUCACUGCAACCUCAUUUGUGAGUCUGCUUGAAAAAAAUCUCAUGCAUGAGUUCUUCAAUCAUAUAAAUGUUAUAAAAAUGGAUAACUCGUAAUUCAACCUAUAUAAAGAUUUGAAUUAAUUGUUAAUGAUGUCAUUAAAGUGUUUUGUUGUUGCUUAAAAUAAAUCUAGCAGAGACUUUCAUUACAAGUAUUAUUAUCAGAAGAAAUUAAACAGUUUUAAGACCUCAAAUAGAAAAAGAAAUGUGGAAAUAAAAUGGCUGGUACUUAAUUACAAAGAAAAUACGUUUAAAAAAAAAAUUAUUUAAAAAAAAUAAAAACAAUAUAAUUAAAUGAAAGUACAAUAUAAUAAAUGUCUGUUCGGAGAAGACAGUUUUUAAAUUUAUUAAUAUAUUUUUUUGUAUUUACGAUUUCAUCCAACACAGAGAUGAUCACAGGUUUAGUUUACUCCACUGGGCUGCAAGGGAAGGUAGAGACAAUGUGGUUGAGAUGUUGAUUAAACGUGGAGCGAGGAUCAAUGCUACCAACAUGGGUGACGACACACCUAUUCAUCUAGCAGCAGCACAUGGCCACCGUGAAGUUGUUCUUAUGGUGAGUGACACCAGAAUUCUCAUCACCUUUACUUUAUUGCAUAUCAGUUCUGAAGUUAAUUUUGUAAGCAAAGUACCAAUUAUCAUUUAUAUUAAUGUCAAUUUAUUUUUAAUUUGUGAAAAAUGAUUUAAUUUUUAUCAUGAAUAGCUGGUUGAAAAUGGUGAAAUUAAUUCAAAGUAAUCAUUGAACAAAGUUAUCCGUACCUCUUUCAUGAAUGCAUACAGUAGGAAAAAUAUCAUGUUAAAAUGAAAUGUAACUUACACUACAUACUUAAAGAAAUUAAUGAUACAUUGUUGUGUUUCAGUUGCUUCAAAACAAGGCUAAUGUAAAUGCUAUUAAUGAGCAUGGUAACACACCACUUCACUAUGCAUGCUUUUGGGGGUUUGAACAGAUUGCUGAGGUAAAUAUGUUAUUGAGAUAUUUGUGAGUAGGUCUUGUAGUCUCCCUUGAUAUUUUUUAAUUUAUUUUAAUAGAAAAUGUAUUAAGGAUUAUAAUGAUUUAACUUCUGUGGACAAACAAAAGGCAUUGAUUACUAAUAACAUUAGUAAUAAUAAUAUCAUCAUCUUGUUCAUACACCUGUGCAACUUUUUCUUUAGGAUUUGGUGAACUAUGGUGCCUUGGUCAGUAUAGCCAACAAAUUUGAUGACGUACCUUUGGACAAAUGCAAGCCAUAUCUGGCUAAAAUUUUGAAAGGUUGCUAUUAUUUUGUAUAAUUUUAUUAACUUUUUCUCAUUAGGACAAAUAAUACUGUCAUCUAAAUAGAUCCCAUAUUGAUAAUAGACAUUUCUGCUUAUUGUUAGGUAAGCAUAAAAGAAAAUGACUAAUCCAUUAUUAUAUGCGAGCGAGGUACAAAUUACAUUAUUUGUAUGUGAGUGAGUUACGAAUUAAUGAAUUAAAUUACUUGUGUGUAAAUUAGUUUUUACUCGGCUAAACAAAUAAUUUUGAUUCCAUUGUAUAGUUGUCUGAAAAUUGAUUUAUUGUUUUGUGCUGGAAAUUUAAAAAAAAUUAAUGUAAAUAAAAACUUUUUCAGACAGAGCUGGUCAGCUUGGUCAGGACUUGAGCAAAAUUCCAUUUAAAGACAGGAGUUGGCUGGGAUACAAAACAAGAAGCAGUAAAUAUUUAUUUCUUACACAUUUUUUGACUGAUUUUGUUUUCUUAUUUGAUUUUGUUCUUAAUCAAGGAUCUGUUUGAAGAGAAAAAAGUUAUGGGAAUGUGUCCUUAUAAUUCAAUUAUAUUUAUUUGCUUGUACAAAAUUUUGGGAAAGCUGUUGAAAAUUUGGGAGUAUGUCUAAUAGGAAUUAAAAUGAAAUUUGAACUCAUUAAUUUUAUUUGAGAAAUAGACAUAACUUAUACAAGAAUGUUCUAGACUAUGAAAGUGUGGGUUAACUUAUUUUUUCUAUGAUAUUCCCCAAACAAGGAGAUGCAAUCUUGUCUAGACACACUGGCAUUGACAUUAAAGAGUUGCAGCUGGUUGGUCAUAUUGCCAAGACACAUUCAGGAGAAGUAAGAUUAAUCUCUAACUAGUGAAUCUCCUAACAUGUCUCAAUAGUACAGUAGCCCUUAUAAUUCCCUGUUACUUUUUUAUGUUAUUAUUUAAAUUAUUAUUAUGUUAUUUCAAAAGCUUGAAAUAUGUAUUUAUUUAUUAAUUUUCGUACCUAAAACAAAUGAAGCAUAAAUUUUAUUUUAAAUGUAUAUACUGUUUCCACUACAGACAUGGAGAGGCUCUUGGCAAGGCAAUGAUAUUGUAGCUAAAAUUCUUAGCAUGAAAACAGUGUCUGACAGAAACAUCAGGGAUUUUAAAGAAGAAUUUCCUAAACUAAGGUUGGUGAGAGCAUUAGUCAAUGAUUAAAUUAGUUAGCAUUAAUUUUAUUGCAGCUAUUGCCAUGAACUCAACUUAACAAUAAAGUUUACAUUCACACUCUUUAAAAAUCAUAACAUAACAGCAACAUCAAAUAGUUAAUAAUUUAUGUGUGCUAUUGAGAAAAUUAUAUCAGCUCAUAGAAAAGGCCAGUCCAUAAUUCACAUAAUAACUUUAUUACUUUUAAAUUUUUAAAAAUUCUCACAAGGAUUAUGAUGGUACCCAAAACACACCCCCACCAAAAUAAAACAAAAACACAAAAAGCAUUAAAACUUAACUGCAAGUUUUUUAAAGUUACUAACUCUUAUAAUUUUUUCCAGAAUAUUUAAUCAUCCCAAUGUCCUUGCUGUGUUGGGUUGCUGCGCACCUAAAGAUCCACCUGAUUUAGUGGUUAUUAGUCAAUUCAUGCCUUUUGGAUCUCUUUACAACACUCUUCAUGGAGAGUCAGGUAUUUUGAUGAAUUAAAAUUAUAAAAAAUAAAACAAAAUAAAGCUUGUUUAAAAGAGAAUUCACAAGGGUGUUAAAUUCAAAAUUACAUUAAAAAUUUCUUUGCAAUGAUUGAAAUUUUAAAUGACUAAAAGUUUAGAAGUGUGUUACAUUUUUAGUACUUCUAUUAAUAGAUCACAACAAUAAUUUUUUUACACUACUGAUUUAUAAUUUUGAAUUAUUUUAAAAUGAUAUAGCAUAUUAUUCCAUCUAUUUGGGAAGUGUAUUAAUAGGAAUUAAUAUUAUUCUUUAUAAGGUAUUGUUGUGGACCAGAAUCAGGCUCUACGGUUUGCUAUUGAUAUUGCCCGCGGCAUGGAAUUUUUGCAUUCUAUGGAGCCAAUAAUCCCAAAUUUUGUUCUAACCAGCAAACAUGUUAUGGUAAGUUCUCCUGGUCUUAUCAUUAACAUACUUGUUCUGUUUAUUUAAUUGAAAUGUUUCAUUUCUUGUACUUCAUUCAAAUUUAUUGUUUUGAAGGACUAAACAAAUAUAAAUUAAAAAUAUAAAUAAUUUAAACAGAUUACAUUUUAGAUGUGUGAUUUUUUAAAAUAUUAUUUACUGUUUUACGUCUACCAAUAUAUAUACUAGCAAACCCAGUGCUUUUUUUUUCUUCUUAUAAUUUGAAUAUAUAAUAUUUUCAGUGCUUGUCAUAUUUGUUUUAGAUUGUGUCAUACCAAUCUCAUGUCUAUAUAAAGUACGGGAAAUUUAUCUUGAUUUUUUAAAAUUUUGGUGUAAAAAAAUUCCAAGAAAUGUGACUCUGAUACUAAGAUUAAACUACCCUACAUUUAUGAAAAACAAACUUAUAUAGAAAUUAAAAAAGAAAAUGCAUUUAUUUGGAUUAAUAAUUUAAUUUGCUUUGUAAUUCAUAUUUAAAAAAACAACUCGCAGAACAAUAUUAAUUCAAAAAUAUUUUUCUCUGCCAUUGUUAGAUUUAUUGAAACAUAAUAUAAGCAAAUGUAACACAGCAAAUUGUUGAGUUUUAAAUGUUUUUUUUGUUUGUUUUUGAUACAUUAUUUGUGAAUAGUUUUAGUUCCCUUACAUCAUGUCUAGUUUUUUUUUGUCUCUCAAACUCUCUUUAUGAGUCAGUAUUUUGUUGUCGACAUCUUUUGACUUAUUUAUUUGUCAGUGUUCAUUUUGGUCCCCACUCAUUGAACCACCACAAUCACCAAAAUUCAUCUUGGAUUCAUUCAUUGUUAAUUAAAUAAUGAGUGGGAUUUUUUAGAUUGACGAGGAUCUGGCUAAAAUAAAUGUGGACGACCCAAAGUACACUUCAGGGGAUGCGACCCUCAAUGGGGUAAUGAGAGACUGCACUUGCCUGUCUUGAUGGGGUGUUCUUUGAGUACUAAAGCAUCUUACCACACCAAUUAUCCACUAAACUAGUGUCGGCUACUUUUCAGUGUAGUCUGGUCUGUCCUGUCUACUAAUCCUUAUUCUUGUAUUACAUUCUCAUUAGUUAGUGGUAGGUAGAUUUCUCUGUGCCGUAAAAAAAAAAGUUUAUUUUAUAUUAUUUUAGUGCUACUUAUAACAAAAGACACGAAAUCUUUUCCCUACUUUUUAGAAAUAACUUUUGGUUGGGUUUUUUUUUUUUUUUAAAUAAUAUUUUUUACAUCAUCUGUUUUAUUAUGACACUUAACCCCUUUGAUACUCUAAUGCUUUAUGCCAUACAGGGUGCAUAAUGUUGGAAGCCCUGUGCAAUGAAUCUAAAAAAAGAAAAUUCUGAUAAUCUGCCAUACCUCUUGCGUUAUCAUUUAUGGAAUAAGCUUCAAUGUGGUUUCUUUCCUUCUAAAAGUUAAAUCUCAUGGUCACAUUUCUUUUUUUCCAUCCAAUGCUAAACAAAAGAGACCCACCUUGUGAGGAAACUAUCAAAGUUUACUACUAGUGAACAAUAAAGUAAAAAUUAUUUUUUUAAAAAGAUUUUAAUAACUAUGAAUAAUUAGCAUUUUCAUUUGGCCUCUUUUUUUUUCCCCAUGCAAUAACUCAUUGUGAAUAAACAUAGCUAAAUUCAUAAAUUUAUUUAACUGAGGAGGUUUAAUUUAUGCUGCGAUCCAUAAUCAGUUGUGUUUGGAUGCAAGGAAUAUUUUGACAGCGGCAGCCCUCCUGAGUAUCCCCCCUUUCUUAUUACUGAGUUUAAAGGCUGCUUGCAAUAUCUUAUUUUUAUUUAAAUCGUUUUUUGAAAAUAGUUGACCGUAACAGUGAAGUCAUUGUGCACCAAUACAUUAAAAAUGCAUGUUUUUGGUUUCAAGAACGGCUGCAUAAAAAAAAAAAUUGAAUUUCUCCUUUGAUAUGAGUGAUGCAAAUGUUUGCUGAAGUUGGGCAGGGAUGCAAGCUAAGUUGCCUCCACCACUCAAGAAACUGUCAUGAUGCAGGGUUUUUGCUUUAAAACACUUUUUUUGUAGAAUGAUUUGUGAAAAUAUGAGAUUGCCUCUAACCAGCUACUGCUGCUACAUGUAGACAUUUAUCUUGAAUAAAAAUCAUUUAGUCUCAUUUUGCAAAUGUUAACUAGGAUUAGUUGAUUAGGCAUUUUUCUUGCUUAACAAAGUAGUCACCAUUUAUUACUUUAGAAAAUUACCCAACCUUUUGAUGCUUUAAGCUUAGAAAUUUUUAAAGAAUUUUCUGGUGAUCAUUUAAAGUCAUAUUUCUUUUUAAGGGGUUUUCCCCAGUAAUUCAUUACACUCUCAUGUUAUAAAUAUUCAAUUAUUUUAGUCACCACUUCAAACAAAAAGUUCCUAUGUGGUUCUCUUAGUUCAAAGUAAAUAAUAUCCUUGUUCAAGUUAUUGUAUGCACUCUAGCAUGCAUCUACUAUUGCCUUUAAGGCUACUAAAUAGGUUUUUUUUGUUUUUUUUCACCUGAGAUGGUGGAGUGUCACUUAAAUUAUUUUGUGAUGUAAAUUCAUGAUCCGUUAAUUGUAACAUACAACAUUGUUUUUGUUGCCUGGUGUGGCAAACAAUAAUAUACUUCCAGGAUUUCUGUGCAGUGAACUGCAUGAAUGAAUUUUUCCUUUAUGAUUUGAUCAAUAUUUUUGUUGUGCUAAGAUCUGGUGAUAUUUCACAGGCUCAAAAUGGUACACUAAUUUAACCCUACAUCUAUUACAUUAGGCCUGCACACCUACAUCUGUAUCGACUAUAUUGCUCAUGUUGUAUCUGUAGUGGAAUAAUUCUUGUUUGUCAGGAUAGAAAUAUAUAACACAUUUUUCAGGCAGGUAGAGCCAUACCACAACAACGUCAGGGACCAACCUGUCAGGGUCAAGUGGGCCUACAAACCAUUUUGAAACGGUUCUUUAGUUUUAUUUCAGGAGCUACAAAAACUUUCAGUUUACUGUAUACAUAGAAAUUAUUUUUUUUAUAACUUUUAAAAAUUAAAUGUUAUUUUUCUAUUUUCCUUCCUUCAAAAUUAGUUUCUUAAAAUUGUUUCAACAAAAAAAUGUUUAAAAAAUAUAUGAAUGAGUCUAUUUAAAAGGAACAAAUAGAUUAGGAUAUUUAAAAGAAACAAAAACAUAACAGUUUCAUAGAAUUUAUAGAGUGGCCAAUGGCUUAUAAUAACUUGGAGAUCUGUUGUUUUAAGAUUGAUGAGGAUCUGACUGCUAAAAUCAACAUGGCGGACUACAAAUUUUCUUUCCAUGAGAAGGGAAAGCUUUUUUCUCCAGCCUGGUGUGCACCUGAAGGUAUGAUGUUUUAAGGUUUGGCAGGUCAUACUGUCAAGAUAUGGACCAUGACGGAUCAUUCAUGAAGUGAAUGUGUUGUCAAAAAUAUUAACAACUUUUUGACCCAUUUUAUUUAGUGUCUUAUUAUAUCUUUCAUGAGAAGAAGAAGAAAAUAAAUUAAGUCAAGACACAUUACACAGUAAAAGUAUCAAAUAGCUUUGUUUAAAGACAUGAUUAUGACCGUAAAUUAAAAAACUUUCUAAUUGGUUAAAAAAAGUUUUCCAUACAUUCCGAUACCUCUCGUGCCUAAAUUGCUCAAUUUUAAGUACUUAACAUGUGCUGAUAUUUUAAAAAAAAUUAAUUAACUCAAAGAUUAUCCUUUGAUACCAAAUUUUUUUUAAAAUAAAAAAAUAUCUCAUGCUUAUUAAUAAUCCCAUUUUUACAAAUAUGCUAUGUGCCAAGAUUGUAACUUAAAUAAUUUAGGAGAAGUUAAUAAUUUUAAGAACUGGUGCUUCUACAUGAAAGAAAAUUAUUUAUCUGUUUUAAAAAAAAAAAUGAUUUUCUUUUAAAAUAUUUUUUUUGCUAUUUAAGUCCAUUAUUUUUUAAUACUUCAUGUGAAGAACUAUUUGAAAAGAAAAUGCUGUUUUAAAACAAAAUUUUUGUUGAUGAUUUGUCCCACCCCAAUCAUCACAUUUACCAAAGAUCAGCUGGUUUAGGGGGAAUUCUUUCCCUUUUAAGUUAGGAAUGAAAGAUAUACAAAAUUCUUUUGUUCCCUCGCCUGUUAGAGAGUUGGUAAAAAUUUACUAGCCUGAUUCCCCCAGUGGCUACCAAAUCUAAAUGAUCACUAACUAAGCCAUUAUUGUCACUAAAGGAGUUCAUUGAUGGCUGAUUUCUAAGCUAGAGAAAUACUUAAGAUGUCUUGUGUCUUAAAUUGUUAUAAAUGUAAAAUAUUGUCUUGAUUAAAAUAUGUUUUUAUUUAUGUGCUAAAUGAGAAUAUGCACAAUUUAAUUAAAAAAAAACAUUUCCAUUUAUUUCAAUCAAUAAAGAAUCUUAUCGUAAGUGACUUAUGCUUUUACUGCCUAAAUUUAUAAAUACAUAACAGUGUUCCCAUAUCAUUAUUACAAAACCUUAACAAAGUAUAAAUAUUUAUUGAUCUCAGCACUACAACGUGCCCCAGAAGAUAUCAAUGUGCGAGCUGCAGAUAUGUGGAGCUUUGCCAUACUGCUGUGGGAGCUAGAGACAAGAGAGGUCCCAUUUGCAGAACUGGAGGCCAUGGAAAUUGGCAUGAAGGUAAAACCCUUUUAAUGAGCUCUCAACUCGGGUGCUGUGUGGAAUGUGGUCGCUGCCCUCCCCACUUCCUCCCCACUCUUGGUGGGGCAGAACAAAGAUGGUCUUCGUAUGAGGCACAGCCUUAGACAGAUGUGCUAGUUUUCAAUCCAUAUGUAACAAUUACAGUACACAAUGUAGGCUUUGUUCUCUGAAUGCUGGAACCCAUUCUUUAAAUAUUAAUGAGAAAAGAAAAACUAGGAAAAUUAUAUGUUUGGGUGAAAACAUUUUUCAUGACAUUUUAAAAUCUAUUGAUGGCUAAUAAUAAUAUGCACAAAACAAAUAUUGUUGUCAAAUUGUAGCAAAAUUAUAUUCAAGAAAGAAAAACACCAAAAUGAAAUCUGCUAAUUUGUAUUUGUUACUUGUGUUUUAGUGACAUGCAUUCACAAAGUCCUACAUUGAUAUACCAAGCGUUUCAAUAAAUGUCUUUUGUUGUCUCUCAGGUGGCACUAGAAGACCUGCGCAUCUCCAUCCCACCUGGCAUCUCUAGCCACAUGUCCCGACUCAUCAAGAUCUGCAUGAACGAGGAGCCUGGCAAGAGACCCAAGUUUGACAUGGUCAUCCCCAUAUUGGAGAAGAUGAAGCUGUCCAGCUAAGGAGUUUUGGAACUGAUCAACACCAGAUGUCUUCAUGGGGUGAAAGUCAGAAUGUAAUGUGUAUGUUCUUUGUACAAGACAUAACUCUGUGUGUCAACAUUGCCACACCGACCACUUCGUGGUACUUUUAAUAAUUCUCUCAUGACAGAUGUGAUAAUGAUGUUUUACCCUGUAAGGUGCUCUAGGACACAGGCUGUGCUAGCCUGUGAUCUUUUGUGAUACAUUUUUUUGUUGUUUCUAGUCUUGUUUGGGUGAGUCACCGUUCUCUCUGACCUUCAGUCAAAGCAAGGGAGACUAGGUCAUUGCUAAAGGGUAACAUGAGUAAAACAAUGCAGGCUUUGUUCUUUUUAUUAAGUUCAUUAGAUAAAUACAUUUGUGGUCAAGAGUGGAUAAUGUUUACCUUAUCAGAAAAAUCUGAGUAAGAUUUAUACAUUAAAUUGCGUUAAAACAUUUUUUUUUUUUUUACUUCAUAUAAUUACAAUCAUUAUCAUAAAUUAGUCAUAAGUGACACAAUUAUGUUAAAUUUGACUUUCCAAAGCUUCAUAAUCAUAUAUGACAUAUUUAUAGGUUUUUGUAAACAAAACAAAAUAUAUAUAUAUAUACUGUAAGUUCAAAUACUUAAAUUAACUGGCUCACAAAUGUUAAGAUGUAAUGACUCCACACCAGCAAUCAAAACCCAAAACCCCUCUAUCUUACAUAAGGAGGUUUUCAACACAUUGUAUUCACUCAUAUUAAGUCACUGCAAGAGAGUUGGGUGAAUGAAUUAAAACUAGUUAGUUCAGCUAUUGAAUAUUUUUUAAAAUUGAGAUGAGUGUGCUGGAAAUGUUUUCAAACUUAUGCGGAAAGGGUUGGGGGGCGGGGGUGCAGCAUUACAAAAAGGUUAGGAAUCCCUGCUCUAAGUCAUAGUCUAAAUUAGUGGCAUUCUUACAGGCACUGGUUUAGAAACUUUAUACUUCAACAUGAAUUAUAGUCAUUACCUUUACUUUUUACAAAUGUUUUUUUUAUUUGGUUUGUAGCUAGAAUAACAUAAUAUGAAGAUCUGUUUAACUACCCCUUGAAAACUUGCUGAUAUGAUAUGACUCAAACUAUCAAAGAAGUUGUCCAUCUGUUCUGGGUUUGUAGAUAGAAUAACAUAAUAUGAAGAUCUGUUUAACUACCCCUUGAAAACUUGCUGAUAUGAUAUGACUCAAACUAUCAAAGAAGUUGUCCAUCUGUUCUGGGUUUGUAGAUAGAAUAACAUAAUAUGAAGAUCUGUUUAACUACUCCUUGAAAACUUGCUGAUAUGAUAUGACUCAAACUAUCAAAGAAGCUGUCCAUCUGUUCUGGGUUCUUUGUUGUUUUUUUUUUUGUGGUGGUUGUAAAAGGAUUGGACUGCAAUAAAUCUUAAGUAGACAAGAAAAAGUUGGUAAAAUAUCAAGAUUUAGAAAUGACAAGAUGUACACAUUGGAUUGUUUUCCCUUUAUUUAUUAUCAUCAUUUUCUUUCCAUUUACCAUGGUGCUAUACAUUAGGAAUCUGUUUUCAAUUGACCUGUUAUCAUUUAGAGUAAAAUUACAUUAAUACCAUCUCUAGUGAAUUUGUAUAUAUAUGUACAAUAAUUUUUUCUUGCAGUGAGAUUUCACAGUAGUCAUUAAACUUAGCUGCAUGAUUUUUGCAAUUUAUUUCAACAGAAGAAAUCUUAAGUGGAUCCAUAAAGAUAUUUUUUAAAGAAAUGUAAAAAUAUCUUACAUUUUUGGAUCAUGCCCUAUGGUCACAUAUAUGUUAAAGUCCACUAUAACAUGUUUGCCUAGCAAAUAAAAUUAUCUUUCAGUUGUCAGAAACAGAUGUGCUAUUAAUAAGUAGUUUAUUUAGGGCAUAAAGAUGCAAUGACUAGACUGACAGGUCCAAUAGUAUAAUCCAGCUAUGAUCUAAAGCAAGGGUGCUGUAGCUAAAAAUAAAUUAAUCAAUUUCCAUCAUUUUGUUGUGCCUAUUUUUUUAUUUCUUUUAUAAAUUACCACGAUUUGGCUGGUCCUUUUAGUUUUUAAACUACAAAUUGUUAAAUGGUUCCAAUUUUCGAUGUACGUGAGUUAGGUUCGUUAAUUUUUGCAUUAUCAAAAAUUAUAUAUCCUUGAGCAUAUACUGAUAACACAUAUUUAUAAGAAACAUUUAUUCAAUGAUAUAUUUCUAUUAUUGUUCCUUUUGAGUUGAAAGGAGCUAUUCAUAUGAUGUUAAUAUAACACAGUUAGCAGAAUAAGUUAAGCUUUAACAAAUGUAUCUAUUACCCUUGCAUGUUCAUGUAUUUUUAACAUUGUUUUCUUGUGAUUCAUAGAAGUAGAAAAUGUAUGCUCUUGUUGGCUCUGAAGUUUUCAUAGCAAUCUUUUUACCACUCUUUACAAAUUGUGAAGAGUUAUCAUCCAACUCUCUCUACUUGAUGUACACUACAAAUAAUUUUUACCAUUAUCAUUGUUUGCAUUUUUAAUACUCAAGUAAUUAUUGACAUUUAGUCUUAAUUUAUCUAACUUAAAGUCUGAUACAGGUCUUUGUUUCAUUAUUUUCACAUUUGCGGAG